UUUUUUAAAAGAAAUAACCAAUUGCGAAAAAUUCCCAUUGAUUUUGUUAUAUCAAAAUGGUGUUUAUUUGACAUAGAAACCGUUCUGUACAAAUAGUCACUAGUCGUUCGUAGUGGAUGGAAGUUAAAAUUUUAUUCACAAUAACAUGCCUUUGAGCAAAUCCAGAUUGAUAGCACAUUCCAAUCACCCUUCAUUUCCUCAAGUUAGCAACCAAAUAGAACACAAAAGAAUAGUUGAUGGGUCCUUUCCUUCAACAAGGAACCGUAGCCCAAGUUGGGGUAGCUUUUCGUCUCAAAGUAUGGAGAGUAUCUCAGGGAAAACUACAAAAUCUGUGAAAACUUCUGAAGGAAAUAUUAAACAAGGAUUCUGCAAAAUAAUUUUUAGAACUUUGCUACUUGUUCUCCUCUAUUAUUUUUCAUCCAUUGGACUCACCUUCUACCAAAAAUGGCUUAUGAGGAAACUUCAUUAUCCAUUAUCAAUUGUGAUAAUUCAUUUAGUUGUAAAAUUUAUGAUGGCUGCAAGUUGUCGUAUUGUGUGGGAACAUUGGACACAUUGCAAAAGACCUGUCUUAGCUUGGCAGUCGUAUACAAUUCAGCUUGCCCCGGCUGGAAUAGCUUCUGCCCUUGAUAUCGGACUUUCCAAUUGGAGUCUCGAAUUUAUCACUGUAUCUUUGUACACAAUGUCAAAAUCUACUGCCAUUAUAUUCAUUAUGGGAUUUGCUUUGUUUUUUAAAUUAGAAAAAAAGCAUUGGACUCUUCUUGUGGUUGUUGUAAUGAUAUCAGGUGGUUUAGUCAUGUUUACAUAUCAGGCCACCCAGUUUAAUUUAGGAGGAUUUUUGAUGGUUAUGUUUGCAUCAUUCCUAAGUGGGUUGAGAUGGACGUUAUCGCAAAUGGUGAUGCAAAAAUCAGAAAUGGGACUUGCAAAUCCUAUUGAUAUGAUGUACCAUAUACAGCCAUGGAUGAUAGUCACUUUGCUGCCAUUUGCAAUGGCGUUUGAAGGUUUGAGUUUAGCUAUGACCAAGGAUGUCUUCCGUUUCAUUGACACAUACCACUUAUUCAUAGUUCUUGGAAAAGUUCUAGUGGGGGCAGUUAUUGCCUUUUUUAUGGAACUUACCGAAUACUUGUUAGUGUCUUAUACUUCAAGUUUGACGCUUUCUGUGUCCGGUAUCGUCAAGGAGGUGCUGACGCUAACCCUUGCCGUUCUAGUAACCCACGACGAAAUGAACUCAAUCAACGUUGUCGGCCUAGUUAUUUGCCUUCUUGGAAUAACACUUCAUGUAACGCUGAAGGCUGUAAGGAUUCAUUAUGAGUCGAAAGCGUCAUCCCUGGCAUCUCUGAAAAUUAAACACACUGAUGAAGAAGAACUUCUAAUGAACUUGAUCAUCUCAGACAACGAAGAAGUUGCACCGUGAUUCAAGAACCGAGUUUCGGAAAAAGCAUGUGACUUACCCUAGGAUUUUGAUCAAGGUCGAGUAUGCUUUUGUUGUGGUCUCGUUGAUUCGAAACAUCGUGGAACGUUGUGUGUUCAAAGCCUUCAAAAUAGAGCGUCACAUUGUGUCUGGAUAAUAUUUUUUUGUAGUGUUGCAUUCAGCUCAUGUAAAUGAAAUUAUCUUUUUGUUCACAAACAUGAACGGCUAUAUAAUAUUCCAGAGAAAAAAAAAUAUUUAUUGUAAUACAAUACAUGGGUUGCGCAUGGCGCGUAAAGUUU
Molecule: messenger RNA, 1707 nt
Organism: Daphnia carinata
Lineage: Eukaryota; Metazoa; Arthropoda; Branchiopoda; Diplostraca; Daphniidae
Product: solute carrier family 35 member C2-like
Exons: 9
Coding region: 146-1411 (421 amino acids)
Biological process (GO): UDP-glucose transmembrane transport
Cellular component (GO): endoplasmic reticulum-Golgi intermediate compartment; Golgi apparatus; cis-Golgi network
Molecular function (GO): antiporter activity
Source: RefSeq, a predicted model, not a curated record